ACCGACAAAGGCAUUGGAGCAUAAAUAAGCAGACUGUGCCAUCCCGUCUUCACACAAACUUGCCUCGAUAGUUUUCAUUUACAGUUAACACCAGACAAAAAUUAUAAAACAGCUUCCGUCAAUCAUUCUGAUUUUGCAUACGACUAUCCAAACUAUGGAUUCCAAGGCCAACAAGCUCCCCUACAACCUUCCCGACGAUGCAGUCUGGUUCAUAACCGGCUGCUCCACCGGGAUUGGCAACUCCCUGGCAAAACUCCUGCUGCAACACCCAACGUACCGCGUCGUCGCCACGGCCCGCAAACCCUCGACGCUGUCGCAGCUUGGCGUCCCAGGCUCGGAGGACCGCCUGCUCGCCACGGCGCUGGACGUGACCUCUACCGAGUCCAUCGACGCCGCCGUGGCCGCCGCGCUGUCUCGCUUUGGCCGCAUCGACGUGCUCGUCAACAACGCCGGGUACGGGCUCUUUGGCGACGCCGAGGCCUGCACCCGCGAGACGGAGCGCGCGCUGUUUGAGACCAACCUCUGGGGUCCCGUGGCCCUCUCCAAGCACGCCGUGCGCAUCAUGCGGGAGGAGAACCCCAAGACCGGGCCCAUCGGCGGCGUCAUUAUAAACGUCAGCAGCAUGGGCGGCUUUAUAACCGUCCCCAGUCAUACGUUUUACCACGCGUCCAAAUUCGCCCUGGAAGGCUUCACCCAAGGUUUCGCCAAAGAGAUGUGCCCAGAGUGGAACAUCCAUUUUUGCAUCGCCGAGCCCGGCGGCGUCCAGACCGAGUUUUCAUCCAACGUGAACCCCGGUCAUCGGCACCCAGCCUACGACGCGCCCGACACGCCGUCCCGCAUCAUCGAGAGCUACCUUGCCAAUCCAGAGUCCAGAAAGUACUGGGCAAAGUCGGAGCCGACGGCGCGGGCCAUGAUUGAGAUAGUCACGGGCGCAAAGGAGGGUGCCAAGGGGCGCAUCCCCGCCCGCGUGCCCAUUGGAAUUGAUGCUUUUACCGCCGUCAAGGCCGAGGCGGUAAAGAUUUCUGCGGAGCUGGAAGAGUUCAAGGAGCUGUCGGUCAGCACGCAAAUAGAACUCAGUGAGGAACUCAAGACCCUCGUUGGGCAUUAGUGCGGGCUCUAAUGUCAUUUGUGUACUGGCGUUGGCAUGGCAA
Pyricularia oryzae 70-15 is the source of this 1151-nucleotide messenger RNA. Its product is annotated as retinol dehydrogenase 8. Lineage: Eukaryota; Fungi; Ascomycota; Sordariomycetes; Magnaporthales; Pyriculariaceae. The record is from RefSeq and is a predicted model, not a curated record. The transcript is spliced from 2 exons. The coding region runs from base 155 to 1108 and encodes 317 amino acids.